Molecule: messenger RNA, 1338 nt
Organism: Ananas comosus (pineapple)
Lineage: Eukaryota; Viridiplantae; Streptophyta; Magnoliopsida; Poales; Bromeliaceae
Product: rhodanese-like domain-containing protein 4A, chloroplastic
Exons: 4
Coding region: 34-1107 (357 amino acids)
Source: RefSeq, a predicted model, not a curated record
CUCUCUCUCUCUCUCUCUAUCUCAGUUUCUCCCAUGGCUCUCCUCAUCAAUCACCUCCUCCUCCUCCACCCGCCCAAACCCUCCCCCAUCUCCCAAACCCUAAACCCUCACCAAAACCACUUUUCCACCCCAAAAACCUCAUCUCCUCCCAAAUCCGCCCCCACCCACCUCCCCAAUCCCUCUCAUUCCCCUCUCCCCCGCAAAAAGCUCCCACCUUUUUCUUUACCCAAUUCCCUCCCCACCCAUGUCCCAAUCCCCCUCCAAUUUGCCCUAUUUUUGUCCCCUUUCCCUUCCCCUGCUGCAGCAGCGGCGGUGGAGGCCGAAUUCACCUCCGAAAAGAUAAACAUUGAGGCUGUUCUCACCUCAAUUGAUGAUUUCUUCAAUAAAAAUCCCUUCUUUGUAGCAGGGGUUACGUUUAUUUGGCUUGUGGUGAUCCCUUUGACACAGGAGUAUCUGAAGAAAUACAAGUACAUCAGUGCAAUUGAUGCUUUCCGGAAGCUCCGGGAUGUUCGGGAAGCGCAGUUGCUGGAUAUUCGGAAGAAGAAGAGUGUUAGGUUCAUGGCUUCGCCCAAUUUGAGGAUUCUGGGUAAGGAUGUGGUUCAUGUGGAGUUCUCUGAGGGAGAUGAGGAUGGGUUUGUUAAGGAGGUUCUUAAGAACUAUGGAGAUCCGCAGAACACGGUGAUCUGCGUUCUCGACAACUUUGGUGGCGAUUCUCUUAAAGUGGCCGAGCUGUUGUUCAAGAAUGGUUUUAAGGAGGCGUACGCAAUCGAAGGUGGUCUCAGAGGCAAUGAUGGAUGGCAGGCUAUCCAAGAAAAAUAUCUCCCGCCGUCUAUGCAUGUUUAUCCAAGGAAAAGGAAGAGUUCGACAUUAGUCCAGUUGGAGAUGAAUGGGAAUAAACCUGAUGCAGAGAGCAAUGAGAAUGGCCAAGCACCAGCUUCGUCUGCUAGCGCUAAUGGGAGCAGUGUGAGCACAGAAAAUGGUUAUAUAGAGCCUAUUGAAGCUGCUUCGGUAGCAAAAUCUGCGCCAAAAAGACCAUCGUCACCGUACCCUAAGUACCACGACUUGAAACCGCCAUCAUCUCCUACACCGUCGAAGCCCCAGAGUUGAAGCUGCGGAAGCUAUAGAGAACGGUGGUGUUGCACGCUUUGUAACCCUACAUCGGGUCGUUUUACGAGAUCAUUUUUGUGCCUAUGUAAAUUUGUUGUUGCUAAUCGAAGAGGAACCAUCUCAGGAGCAGUGAAGACUUUUUUCCCAGAUUAGAAUUACUACACAGUUCUUUAUUGGCCUUUGUAUUUGAUUGGCUCAUCUUGGUAAUAAAAUAAUGAUAAUUAAUUAUUA